GAUAGUCACUUACAAAAUGCCAAAAAUUAUUAAUUGUAGUGCUCGUCUUCGAAAUUUUGUAAAAGAAUUUGGUGAAGACAUUUUUUCUUGUGACAAUGCUGUACUUUUUUGCAAAGUAUGUGGUGUUAAAGUAUCUGCCGAAAAAAAAUAUAAUAUUCAACAACAUAUCGCUAGAGGUAAACAUAUCCAGCAGCUAAAUAUUAGAAAUCAACAAGAAAAACCAAAAUCUCAGCUUCUAGUCACAGGUAUGUCAAUGAAGUCAUCAUUCAACGAAGAACUGUGUAAUGUUUUUUUGUCCGCAAAUAUCCCUCUCACUAAAUUAAAUAUACCAACAUUUCGCGAUUUUCUGCAUAAACAUACAAAACAAAUUAUUCCUGACGAGUCUACGCUUCGAAAAAACUAUAUAGAUCAAUGCUAUACAAAUAGGUACUAUUAUUAAAAUUAGAGAUUACGUCAGGAACAAAA
Messenger RNA from Myzus persicae (green peach aphid), 465 nucleotides. RefSeq lists its product as uncharacterized. Lineage: Eukaryota; Metazoa; Arthropoda; Insecta; Hemiptera; Aphididae. Bases 17 to 439 code for a protein of 140 amino acids. Gene Ontology annotation, cellular component: nucleus. The record is from RefSeq and is a predicted model, not a curated record. Gene Ontology annotation, molecular function: double-stranded DNA binding. Gene Ontology annotation, biological process: regulation of transcription by RNA polymerase II. The transcript has a single exon.